Alnus glutinosa is the source of this 1020-nucleotide messenger RNA. Its product is annotated as peroxidase 7-like. Lineage: Eukaryota; Viridiplantae; Streptophyta; Magnoliopsida; Fagales; Betulaceae. Gene Ontology annotation, molecular function: heme binding; peroxidase activity. Gene Ontology annotation, biological process: response to oxidative stress; hydrogen peroxide catabolic process. The transcript is spliced from 2 exons. The record is from RefSeq and is a predicted model, not a curated record. Bases 1 to 1020 code for a protein of 339 amino acids. Gene Ontology annotation, cellular component: plasmodesma; plant-type cell wall.
AUGAAAUUCCGCUAUUUGGCUCUCUUUGUCAUCCUUGUUCAUUUGGAGUUAUCGGCCAUUGAACCUGUAACUGUGGCUGCUCAUGCUCAAAACGGCGCCCCUUCUCCAAGUCCUGCAGCUGCGGCACCUGGCUUGUCCGAGGACUUCUACAGUGACACAUGUCCGGAUGUUGUGGACAUCAUCGAGCAAAAAGUGGGAGAGUGGAUUCAGAAGGAUUCCACAUUGGCUCCUAGCAUCCUUCGUUUGCACUUCCACGACUGUGCUGUUAGGGGAUGCGAUGCAUCUAUUUUGCUGAACUUUAACGGAAGCGAGAGGACAGCUUCUACCAGCACUACUCUGAGAGGCUUCCAAGUGAUCGAUGACAUUAAGGCAGCGCUAGAGAAGAGCUGCCCUAGAACUGUCUCUUGCGCCGACAUUCUGGCCGCCGCCGCAAGAGAGGCCACCCUGCUUAUUACCGAUGGUCCCUUCUGGCCAGUCCCGUUUGGGCGUAAAGAUGGGAGAAUUUCUAUAGACGAAGAAGCCGAAAUGGUCCCUCAUGGGCAUGAAGACCUUACCACCUUGAUUAAUUUUUUCGAAUCUAUAGGUUUAGAUAUGCAAGAUUUAGUCACUCUCUCUGGAGCACACACCGUCGGUAGAGCUUCUUGCGGUUCAUUUCUAAACAGGCUCCAUAACUUCGAGGGAACCGGAAAGCCUGAUACCUCCCUCAAUACCACUUACUUGCAACUGUUGAAGAAUAAAUGUCGACGCACGACCGACCUUGUUCACUUCGAUGUAACAACUCCGACGACGUUUGACAAUGUUUUCUACAAAAAUCUUCAGAACAAGGAAGGAUUGUUAACAACGGAUCAAGAACUCAUUUCAGAUCGAAGAACGGCACCCUUUGUAGAAGCAAUGGCGUCUAAGACCUUUAUCUUCGAGAGCGACUUUUCGGAUGCUAUGGUAAAGCUUGGGAACGUCCAAGUUCUUACUGGGAAUGAAGGUGAAGUUCGCGUGAAUUGCAAUUUCGUCAAUCCUCGUUGA